This is a messenger RNA of Emericellopsis cladophorae, 1644 nucleotides long. RefSeq lists its product as uncharacterized. The record is from RefSeq and is a predicted model, not a curated record. Gene Ontology annotation, molecular function: ATP-dependent protein folding chaperone; ATP hydrolysis activity; ATP binding. The coding region runs from base 1 to 1644 and encodes 547 amino acids. Gene Ontology annotation, biological process: protein folding. Gene Ontology annotation, cellular component: chaperonin-containing T-complex. The transcript is spliced from 4 exons. Lineage: Eukaryota; Fungi; Ascomycota; Sordariomycetes; Hypocreales; Bionectriaceae.
AUGUCUCUCAACAUUCCCAACGCGCCCAACGCCGGCCUGUUCAAAGGCGGCUACAACAACUACGAUGCCGAAGAUGGCGCCGUCAUGCGCAAUGUCGAGGCCUGCCGUGCCAUCUCGUCCACAGUCCUGACGUCCCUCGGUCCGUAUGGUCGCAACAAGAUCAUCAUCAACCACCUGCAGAAAAUGAUCCUCACAUCCGAUGCCGCCACCAUCCUUCGCGAGCUCGAAGUCGUCCACCCCGCCGCAAAGCUGCUCGUCAUGGCCUCCCAACAGCAAGAGUCCGAGAUGGGCGACGCGACGAACCUGGUGAUCAUCCUGGCCGGCGAGCUGCUGCGCAAGGCGGAAGAUCUGCUACGCAUGGGCCUAAAGGCCUCCGACAUUGUCAUUGGCUACGAGAAGGCACAGAAAUUUGCCCUCGAGACCUUAGAGGAGCUCACAGUAGACAAGGUGGAGGAUCUCCGGGACCAGGAGGAGCUGAGCAAGGCCAUCAGGACGGUCGUCGCGAGCAAGCAGAACGGCAACGAGGACUUCCUCGCCGAUCUGGUUGCCGAGGCUGUGCUGGCUGUCCUGCCCAAGAACCCCCUCAACUUCAGCGUGGACAAUGUCCGCGUCGUCAAGAUUAUGGGCGGCAGCCUGGAGCAGAGCAAGGUGGUCAAGGGCAUGGUCUUCCCCAAGGAGCCGGAUAGUUCCAUCAAGAAGGUCAACAAGGCCAAGGUCGCCGUCUACACAUGCCCCAUCGACAGCAGCCAGACCGAGACCAAGGGAACGGUCCUGCUGCACAACGCAAAGGAGAUGAUGGAUUUCACACAGGGCGAGGAGUCGCAACUCGAGUCCUCCAUCAAGGAGAUUUACGACUCGGGCGUGCGGGCGGUCAUUGUCGGCGACCGCGUGGGUGAUCUGGCCAUGCACUACCUGAACCGCUUCGGCAUCCUGUGCAUCAAGAUCCUCAGCAAGUUCGAGCUGCGCAGAGUGUGCCGCGUCGUCGGCGCCACGCCUCUGGCGCGGUUAGGUGCCCCCAUGCCCGACGAGAUGGGCAGCAUCGACGUUGUCGAGACCCUUGAGAUUGGUGGUGACCGCGUCACAGUCUUCCGCCAGGAGGACGAGGUCACCCGCACAGCUACGUUGGUGCUCCGCGGCGCCACCCAGAACCACCUCGACGACAUUGAGCGUGCCGUGGACGACGGUGUCAACGUUGUCAAGGCCAUUACUCGUGAUCCCCGUCUUGUGCCUGGCGCUGGUGCCACAGAGACCCAGUUGGUCGAGAGGAUAACGGCAUUUGGCGAGAAGACGCCCGGUCUCAGCCAAUACGCCAUCAAGAAGUAUGCAGAGGCUUUCGAGGUUGUGCCCCGCACCCUUGCCGAGAGCUGCGGCCUUGAUGCCACCGAGGUGCUGAGCAGGCUGUAUGCCGCGCACCAUAAGAGCGAAGACUGGGACACAGGUGUUGACGUUGACAACGAUGACGACACCGGUAUCCUCGAUGCGAAAGAGGAGGGUAUUCUCGACCUUAUGGUGUCGAAGUACUGGGCCAUCAAGUUGGCCACGGAAGCCGCACGCACAGUCCUCUCUGUUGACCAGAUUAUUGUCGCGAAACAAGCUGGAGGGCCCAAGCCCCCCGGCCCCAACCCUAACUGGGAUGAGGACUAA